Haliotis rubra (blacklip abalone) is the source of this 922-nucleotide messenger RNA. Its product is annotated as trafficking protein particle complex subunit 6b-like. Gene Ontology annotation, biological process: endoplasmic reticulum to Golgi vesicle-mediated transport; regulation of GTPase activity. The record is from RefSeq and is a predicted model, not a curated record. The transcript is spliced from 6 exons. Gene Ontology annotation, cellular component: trans-Golgi network; TRAPP complex; cis-Golgi network. Bases 7 to 489 code for a protein of 160 amino acids. Lineage: Eukaryota; Metazoa; Mollusca; Gastropoda; Lepetellida; Haliotidae.
GUCAACAUGGCGACGAUGGCAGACGAAGUGUUAUUUGAGUUUCUUCACAUGGAACUUGUGUCUCACAUAUACAGGACAGCCUCAAAAGAUGAAAAGGAUCACUGCAUUUCUAAACUGGAGUCACUUGGUUUUCGAGUUGGACAAAGUCUCAUUGAAAGGUUUACUAAGGAGACUUCCAGAUUUAAGGAUGAGCUUGAUACGAUGAAGUUUAUGUGUAAAGAAUUCUGGAAUGCCAUAUAUAAGAAACAGGUGGACAAUCUUCGCACAAAUCAUCAGGGAGUGUACGUGCUACAGGAUAAUCGCUUUAAGUUCCUGACCCAGCUGUCUAAUGGUAAACAGUACAUGGAAGCAGCACCCAAAUACCUGGCUUUCCCCUGUGGUCUGAUCCGAGGAGCUCUGUCUAACCUAGGAAUCAACUGUAUAGUAGUUACUGCCGACGUCAGUGCCAUGCCAGCAUGUAAAUUCCAGAUACAGAUUCAAAGGGUCUGAUGUGAAAAACAUGACAGUGAGACAACAGAAAAGUUGAUUGAGCAGGACACUGUGAAGGACUGAUAUAGUUGUGAAGGUGACUGGUGAAGUCACUGUCUGCAGAUCUCUACCAGAUCAACUCGCGAAGAGCUUCAUUAUUACCGGGCAUGGGCUCUGGUAGCAGGAAGUGUCAUUUCUGAUCAUAUUUCCAGUUUUUGAUGAACUCAGAUUGAUCCAUAUCAGAUAUUUGUGAGGCUGGUCUCAUUUCUCUGAUAUUGGUUUCUGUUCCAUUCUUGAUAUUUGGUUCUUAGUGAAUAUGUUCGCAGAUCUGUUUCAUGUGAGAUGUGCCAGCAGUAAGGAGUGAGUGAGUGAGUUUAGUUUUAUGCCGCACUCAGCAAUAUCCCAGCUAUAUGGCGGCGGUCUGUAAAUAAUCAAGUCUGGACCAGACAAUCCA